Molecule: messenger RNA, 2059 nt
Organism: Centruroides sculpturatus (bark scorpion)
Lineage: Eukaryota; Metazoa; Arthropoda; Arachnida; Scorpiones; Buthidae
Product: regulator of microtubule dynamics protein 2-like
Exons: 9
Coding region: 178-1260 (360 amino acids)
Cellular component (GO): mitotic spindle pole; spindle microtubule; cytoplasm
Molecular function (GO): microtubule binding
Source: RefSeq, a predicted model, not a curated record
CUUUGACUUCUGCCGAGAAAUAUUUACGGAAAAUCUGUAAAUAAUGGACGGGAAACGAAAAAGACCAAAUUAUUUUAAAUAUAUUAAACCGAAUCGGAAGAAGCGCGAAUUACGGCCGGCAGGGUGCGCUGGGAAGAAAAUGGUGUCGUGAGCCGGAGAGGAUAGUCGGAAAGAAAGAUGGAUUCGGUUCUGCGAGACAAACUCAGCAUGAUCGCCGCCCUGGGUGCGGGAGUGGUGGUGGGGCUGAGCGGCAUUUACCUGUACUAUAAGACGAACAGGGCGGUCACCCGGGAGCUGUCGCACCUGUCGGGCACAAUCGAGUGUCUGAGGAAGGAGAUCGAAGACCUCAAGAAGUUUCGAGUAAACGCUGCGGAGCCGAAAAGCGCUCCCUCCCACUCGCAGCAUCUCUCGGCCAUCGCCCCCACCUCCACCGGCGAAGAGGCCGAAGAGGAAUACUUCGACUUCACCGACACUGAAGAAGUGUCUGGUUCUUGGGCAACCAUCAAUGGUCCGGAAAGCAUCGGAAUUUCUGAUCUGAGUGGUGAACAGUUGUGGUUAAAUGAAGUCGAUCAAAAAUUAGAUGGCACCAGUGAUCAAAAGGAGGAAAUAUAUAUGACGCUAUUGGAGAAGAUAGAAGAGAAUUCCGAAAAUGACGAAUAUUUAUGGCGGCUGGCUAAAGCAACUCAUCUGCAGGGAAUUAUGGCACAGAAACAGGAUGAUUUUGAAAAGAAAAAAGAGUUAGCUUUCGAAGCAUUUAAGUAUGCCGAAAAGGCUCUCAAACAAAAUAGCAUAAAUCCCGAAGUGCAUAAAUGGUAUGCCAUUACGAUCGGGUCUUUAGCGGAAUAUGUUGGUGUUCAAGAAAAAAUUCAAAAUGGUUAUACUUUUAAGAAACACGUCGAUGAAGCACUAAGAUUAAAGCCAUUGGAUCCCACUCUCCACCAUAUGUUAGGAAGAUGGUGCUAUGAGGUAGCGAUGCUGACGUGGAUAGAAAGAAAGAUAGCUUCAACAUUGUUUUCUACGCCUCCUGAAGCAACUCUUUCCGAAGCCAGGCAGCAUCUCAUUAACGCAGAUAAUAUAAAAUCAGAUUGGAAAGAAAACAUUCUUUUUAUUGCUAAAUGUUACAUUGGAGAAGGUGACUACGCCUCGGCUCUGGACUGGAUUGAAAGAGCCAUGAAAUUACCAUGUCUCAGCGAAGACGACGAAAUAGCACAAACUGAACUGGAGACUCUCUGGAACACAUACCAGAGUUACAGACAAUAAUUAGAAUCUUUGAGACCUCGAGGAUCACAAUCAUUCCAUUACCCAAUUCUUCUUUUAUGUAACAUCCAAUAGAAAUUUUUACGACCGAAUUUUUUACCGUUUAGAUUUUAUUUUUUUAAAUAACUCUACCCGUUUGCGUCUGCAGUACUAGUUAAAAAUAGAAUCUGGAGAUUUUUGUGCUGAGGGAGUGUUAUGUUAAUAGGCAGCCAAUUUGUGAUUGAAGAAAUAAAAAGGCCAUUUUAUGGAAGAACAUACAUCCUGUAGACGAUAGUAGAAUUAAUUCUGAAACAUUUAUUGGAAUCUUUUAAUUUGUCUGGCUGAUCACAGAAUUCAAACCAUUGACAUUUCUCUUUGUGGCACUGCUUAUGUAAAAAAAUUUUUUUUUUGUAUUUACUGCUUCUGUUUCGCUUAUCCAUCAAAUGGAAAAUGAUGUAACUAUAAAAAUAGUAGUAAUACCCAUUAACUUAAAAUUUUUAACUAUUUUGCCAGACUUGAAGUUGUUUUGUUUGGAAGAUUUUUUCAGCUAUCGCAUGUAAUCAUUGUAAAUAGUGCAGUGGGUGACUGAUACAUUUAUUUUCUUAUGUUCUUUUUGUUACCAGACUGGAAAAAGAGAAAAAGUUUUGAAUUUUAUGUAAAUAUUAGCCACCGGGAACAAAUUAAAGUCACAGAAAGUGGGCACGGAAGACCGUGGCUGCCACAAAAAAAGAGGGACGAUUAUAGGUUUUUUCCAUUUACUGAGCAUCAAAAUCCGGCUGUAAAAUUUUCUAUCAUAUUGUAUUAAUAAAAUUUACUUUAUUAA